Molecule: messenger RNA, 611 nt
Organism: Culex quinquefasciatus (southern house mosquito)
Lineage: Eukaryota; Metazoa; Arthropoda; Insecta; Diptera; Culicidae
Gene: RpL31
Product: 60S ribosomal protein L31
Exons: 3
Coding region: 126-500 (124 amino acids)
Biological process (GO): cytoplasmic translation
Cellular component (GO): ribosome; cytosolic large ribosomal subunit
Molecular function (GO): structural constituent of ribosome
Source: RefSeq, a predicted model, not a curated record
UCGCACCUGACAGCUUUGCUCGCUGUCAAAACUCCAAGUUUGCGUUCUUUCGUUUCCGGCAUCUCUGACUGCUCAGGAACACAUUUCAAAUAAUUAAAAGUUUAAAACCUUUUAAUUAAGGCACAAUGGCCAAAACCAAGACCGAGAAGAAGGCAAAGUCCGCCAUCAACGAAGUGGUGACCCGCGAGUGCACCAUCAACCUGAACCGGCGGCUGCACAAGGUCGGCUACAAGAAGCGUGCCCCGCGCGCCGUCAAGAUCGUGCGCAAGUUCGCCGAGAAGGAGAUGGGCACCAACGACGUCCGGAUCGACACCCGCCUGAACAAGGCCCUGUGGCACCGCGGAAUCCGCAACCCACCCUUCCGCAUCCGCGUGCGCCUGUCGCGCCGCCGCAACGACGACGAGGACUCGCCCAACAAGCUGUACACGCUGGUCACGUACGUGCCGGUGCCCACGUUCAAGGAGCUGCAGACGGAGAACGUCGAAUCGACCGAGGAUUAAGCGUCGUCUUCGUUCGUCUACCUUACCUUAACUAAGUAAUAUGAACGCGCGAGUCGGAGGAAUGUGAAGUUUGUGAAAAAUAUAAAAAGAGCCCAGGUGGACAAAACAAAA